Molecule: messenger RNA, 1902 nt
Organism: Dermochelys coriacea (leatherback sea turtle)
Lineage: Eukaryota; Metazoa; Chordata; Testudines; Dermochelyidae
Gene: C3H1orf115
Product: chromosome 3 C1orf115 homolog
Exons: 2
Coding region: 241-624 (127 amino acids)
Source: RefSeq, a predicted model, not a curated record
GGGGGGGGGGUCAAUCGAGGCUGCUGUGAUUUGCCUGUCUCUGCCAGGCUCAGGGCUGGGCAGGGGAGGGUCUAACCCAGGCUGGGAUGUAAAUGCAUAUCGCUCGAGCUCCACCUGUUGCUCUCCCUGGCCAGGCCCCUGGAAAGUCCCGUCCCGGGGCUGGGAAGCAGGAAGGGCUCAAAGGUGUAGCUCGCCUGCCUCUCAGCCAGCCGGCCCACCCCGGCAGCGGGCUUCGGCACCAUGACCGUGGGGGCCCGGCUGGGGGGGAAGGUGAACGCCAAGUUCUCCCACUCGGGGCCUGGAGAGGACAGGGUCUCCAUCCUGGCGCGGCAGCAGCAGCAGCAGCAGGAGGAGGAGGAGGAGGAGGAGAGCCUGGGAGCCCCGGGGACCCGCCGCUCCAGGAAAGGGCGCUUCGCCUUCCUCCCGGACAGCUACGAGCCGCUGCGGCAGGAGGGCUCGGCAGGCAGGAGCAAGUGCAAGAGGAAGCUGAGGAAGUACAGCAAGAAUGUUGGCAAAGCUCUCCAGAAAGGAUGUCGCUACUUGGUGAUUGGCCUGCAAGGAUUAGCAACUGCAUAUGCAGCACCCUUUGGAGUAGCAGCAACAGUAGCCUCCUUGGUCCGCUAGAGUAGCUCUGCCUGUCUCAUAAAGGAAGAAAAAAUGAGCUUUCAUAGAGGAGCAUGGUGAUUUGUACUUUCCUAGCAUUAGAUCUGCUGCUGUGACCGGCAUCUGAAAAUUCUUUUCAACAACAAAGGAAGCCACUGACGUGACAGUAUUCGAAUGGAACAAUCGCAUUUCUCCAGUGAUUUUCAUGCAAACAUCUCAAGUGCUUUUCAGCUAUUAAAAUCAGAUCCAAUGAAAGAAUGUGCAAGCCCAAGGAAAUAAUCGUAGAUUAAUUAAGCCAAAGUUUGUAAUUCUAAAUGAAUUCAUUUACUCAAGCUAUGUGUUAAAAGGAGCAAAGAGGAAGGGAAAGCAAGUAGAAGAGGGAGAGUGGUAUGAGUGGAAAAACAGGAAGGGGAAUGAGGUUGAGAAGCAGUGGAGAUUUGAUGUUGGUUAUGAGGAGGAAUAGUCAAAAUAAUGGAAGGAAAUAGAGAUAGUAAAGGUAUCAAGAAAAGGUAACCUUUGAUUUGCUUGUAUAUUUUAAUGCUUUGUUAGUGACAGCUACAAUGAAUAUGUUCAGAAACUAUAUGCAGGGCUGGGCUUAGCUUUACUACCUCAGUAUUGCCAAUUCCAGACAUUGAGAAAUCAUUCCUUGGGCCUGGCAAAAUCAGGAGAUUUGCUCAAAAACCAUGAGAUUUGCUUAAAAAUCACAAGAUUUUAAGAAGAUAUAUAUAUUUUGCUUGCUUUCUGAUUUUUGAGCCUUUAGGGUUCCCUCUAGUCAUGUUGCCAAGCUUUUCUCUGUAAUUGUGAGGGCUAGAAAAUUACUUUUUUUGAAAAUGAAAGCUGAGAAUCUUGUGUAAUCACUUGACUCUGGGAGCUGGGGCUUUAAGAAAAAUACCAAAUAUCGCCAGACUCUGGAAGAAACACUACCAGGCACAUCUGAGGCCCAUAGAAUUCUACUCACUCUGUAUUCAUCUCGUUUUGUGAAAGUUGUAGUGAUGCCAUAUCAAAAUGAAACUUUCAGAUGGCUGGGCUAAGAAAUUUGGAUGGAGAUCUCCUAGCAUCACACUUUGAGGGAAACAAAUCUGAACUGUUAUUGACAUGACAUCAAGCAUUUUCCUCACUAAUAUUUGGAGUUUUACGUUAUGCUUUUCUGCCAUUCUUUUAAGUAAAUCUUGUUGGCAUGUUCUCUUUGCCUUAUUAUGAAAGAACUGGAAUUGCCUCUCUUAACAACCCAGAUGUGUUUCUCUGAAUGGUGAUCAGAAAAAUGAAGAACUGUAAAUAAAAAUAAAAAUGCUUCCUUUG